UCAGUGUAGUUCACGUCGACGCGCUGUCACGAAGAUGACAAGAACAGCUGUUGACUGUUGUUCCUACGAAGCGUGAACAUGGCCGCCGAGAAAUCGAUAGAAGAGCGUGAGGAAUUGUAUUCAUUCCAUGUCGUCGCGACGACGACUUCUCGCGGGGCACAACUUCGCAAUUGUUGCCUGUAAAUGUGCCAUUCUGCCGGAUGACAUCGUGAGAAGAUCGUUCUUUGUGUGCGCGCGUCGCACACUACCACCGACGCCGACAUCGUGCAGCUGAUCUGUGAAGACUGGUGAAAGUGUUCCGAAUAGUUGUCGAACCAUGGAGAUGCCGUGCUGAUUCACGAUCAACGCGAUGCGCUGGGCUCAGGGAGAUCGGCCGUAUCGAAAGUUCCUAAUAUAAACUUAGCUGUAUCUUGGAGUUUGCUAAUAUUUAUGGAGGAAAGAUUGAAGUAUCGACAGCUGUGGCUCUAAUAUGCAUAUUGGGAACUCUCUUCUCUCGUUACGUACACAUAGUGGGGUGAUACAUGACAGUAAACGCUCCAACAUAUCUUAUUGCUGAUAUUCGCCGAAGGAGAAUUACUUCAUCUUUAGUAUGGUCAUUGAGAGUCGUCUCUUACAUACGCGCAGUGCAAUGUUAUUUACGUAACAGUCUAUACAGCUUGCAUCUCGACGUGUGCUGUACUUAAUACUUGUUGAGGCAGAAGUCACAUCCUCAACUGCGGUUGAAUUUAAUAUGGACACUUUGGAACUGGCUCUAGUAGCUAUUAUUACAUUCAUCUGCGGUAUACUAUGUACCUUGGCGUUGGAAGUCUACUUGUUCAAGAGGUACCUAGAGUCAGGGCCUCAGGCUGCUUCACCGCAGAGGCAGCUGCAGCAUGGCAAGGCGCAGUUACCUAAGGAGCUGGUGGAACAGAUGCAGGAGGAACAGGCGAAUUCCAACAAUAUGUCCCGCCAGGCAAUGUCCCAAGGCAAUGAGAACCUAGCGAUCAAUUUGACCCUGCAAUUCCUCUUUAACGAGCUGCGAAACGCCGAACGAGUGCGCCUAUGGCUUUAUAGAAAGUUAAAUAACGAGUUUAAGGAGCUGUUAACGCAGUCGACGACUGCCAAACUAUUAGACAGCGUGAAGUUGAGAGACUUGAAUUUAGGCACGCAAUUUCCAACAAUAAAGGGCUUGGAAGUCGCCGAUUCGAAAAUCGACGCCGACACUGGUUUGCUGGAAUCUUUGGACUUGGCCUUAGAUCUACAUUACUCAGGAAACUUUCAAUUGUCUAUAGAUGUUAAAAUGCUGCUCGGUAAAACAGCCUAUAUGGCGUUGCAAGUAAAGCGCGUGAGCGGUAAAGCUAGGCUACAAUUUACUCGUGUACCUUAUACGCACUGGUCAUUGAGCUUUUAUUCGGACCCAAUCUUGGAGUUGGAAGUGCAGUCGCAGUUCCAAGGUCGUCAGUUACAGCCGCAGAUAAUUUCAAUCAUUACCAGCCAAAUUAGGAAGGCGGUGAAACGAAAGCACACUCUACCUCGUUACAAAAUGCGUUACAAGCCAUUCUUCCGAAGAUUAAACGAUGAAGCCGUGGAUCUCUCAGAAGUUGCUAGCACUCAACUCACUCCGGGAUACUUGGAGGUUGUAUUGCUGGAGAUCAGCAGACUAAAUCUCGCGCCUAUCACCUUCAACAGCGAGGACGGUAUGUCGCAGGUGGAAGUAUAUUGCACGAUCAGCGUAGAUUCCACUCCGUGGAUAUACUUGACGCAGUACAGCGGCGUCCCGUACAUGGUGCUCGACUUGAUCAUCAGCAAGACAGGCUCCCAGCAGCUGGGCGUGGUGUUCAAGCAGGAGGUCGUGCCGGAGAUCGGUCAGAUGUGCGUGCUAGUGGAAACCAUAGUGUCCGGUAGCCCGGCGGCGAUCGCCGAGAUGAGGAAGGGCGACAUUCUGGUGGCGGUGGACGGCAAGAAGGUGUCGAGCAUGAAUCAAGUGGCGAAGUUCGUCAAGUCCGCCGUGCAGCGACGCUUCAUCAUCAGGGUGGAGAGACGAUACUCGAAGGCGGACUCGAGCGAGAGGGGGCAGAAAACGGACAGCGAGAGGACGUCUCUUGGCGAGAGGAAAGCAUCGAAGAGCAUCGAUUCCGUGUGCAGAGCAGGGGUGGACAGUCCGAACGCGGAAGACGCCGGGAAGAUGAAGUUCGAGACGCAAAUCAAGUUCUCAGACUUACGGGACUCCGACGUCGAUCUCGCGGACGUACGACCGGACACGAGCAAGCUGUUUAAAAGGAGGAAGAGCAGCAUUCAUACGGAAGACGCUGCUCAGACACCGGAAACCACGCCGUCUCGACGGAUCUCGACGAUCUCCACGUCGUCGGCGUCGUCCAGUAACGUUCAGUUUUAUCUUUCGGACGACAGCAGCGCGAUGAACGUCGCCGAUUUGUACUAUAGCACGAAGGAGAAGCCGUACGCUUCUCUUAUCACCUUCGAGGAGACCAAGAGCUUUCGGAUCGAUUCCGAGCUGCAGUAUCUGAACGUGGGCGUGUGGGGCCGCGUGAAGGGUGGUGAGACGCCCUCGAGAUUGCUGGGCUACAUAAACGCGCCUGUGAAAUUAAUCCUGGCACAGUGCUGCACCUCUUCGACAGGACAUUAUUUGAAAUGUCACGCCUUGUUGCCGCCGGAAAGUGCUUCUUUGGCGACGUCCUACGUAAGAUUACACGGCUACUCGGGAUUCGAUCCGACGCUCUGUUAUGGCGACAUUCUGCUGUCAUAUGUGUGGGAGUCUUGCCGACCAAGCGAUCACGCGACUGGUGAUUCUGGGAAGAAGGAGAACGCGGAAGCUGCCAAAACUCAACUGAUCACGAGCGAAGAAGUCGCCGACAGAAAGAUGCACGAUUUUAUCAGGACGCACUUCCACAGGGCGACGCACUGCGAUUUUUGUACGAAAAAGAUUUGGCUGAAGGAUGCGGUGCAGUGUCGAGACUGCGGCAUGGUAUGUCACAAGAAAUGUGAGGCGCGCUGCCAAGCAUCUGGUACGUGCGGCGCAGAGAGCCUAGCAACCCUGGCGAUGGAGGCCGAUGAGAUCGAGCCGAGCGUCGGGGAUAUCUCUAGCCCGGAGAUCUCUCUGACCGGAUGCGAAGAUAAUGUACAGGGCGCAAGUAUGAUGGCCGUGAAGGCUAGUAUAGCUAACACUCUGUUGGGCCUGAAGAAGGCUGGAAGUACCAGUUGCUUGGCCCCACCGGCUUCCGGUAUUGGUCUGGCAUCUCGCAGUCUUCCCCCAAGUCCCUGUGCAUCCCGCAAGAGUUCAUUGGCCGGAGGUCUGGGAAUAAGUCCUGACCUCUUGGAGGGUGCUGAGCCAAGUGUUGCAGCUCCACUUGUAGCCGGUGACCUGGACGAGGGUCUCAUGUCGAGGGCCAGGGACACCGGCAAGUUCCUGUACAAGUAUUUAGAGCCGCAGGAGCGUGUCGACAAAAUCAACACUAUGAUGACCAAAUUGAAGAACGCGCUGGACGCCGAAACUACCUCAAGAUUAGAGUUAUCCCACAAUGGAGACGCGGAUAGCAUGAAGUUGAUCGCGCAAAGUGACCUACGAGUGCAGGCGCUAAGCGUGUUGCUUCUGCACUAUUGCGCCGGCUUGCAGCAUGCACAAGAGGCAUUGGAUCGACCAGCAACCAACAAGGAAUCUUAACGCGAUAAACAGCAGCUUUAAAAGGAUGUCGCAGUAUCUCACUCUAUCCUGAGAAAUGCGAAAAACACGGAAAAUGUAAUAAUGUUGACAAUGGAAUAAUAAUGAAUCGCUUUCGUCAUUUCUUUUGUAACGAGCCGCGAGUAGUCGACGAUGUUACAUUGAUCUUAUGAUAUUGACGCCAUUUUUAAUAUUAUAUUGUAAUAUUAUUAUGAUGUUGUACGUAACACUGCACGGAGAUAUUUAUAUUAUUGUGCACAGAAAUAGGGAACAAGUAUUGGACGUUAUUUAUGGUUGCAUUCCAUUGAACACCAGAAACAUUUAUAAUUGUAUUCUAUAUGUGUGUCAAUUUUUAUUCACUUUUGCUAUUUAUUGUAUAAUAUUUUUGGAAAACACAUUGUAUAGCAUUAUUAUAACGGUACAUUUUCCAAAAUUUAGCGUUAAUGUAAUAUUGUAUACAUCACAUAUAUAUUUUAACACUACAAUAUAACAGGUGACUUUAAAUAUUGCGCCAUAACUGUUCCAAAGUGUAUACUACAUUAGUCAAUUGAUCGAAUUUUAAACACUAUUUACGUGGGUGUCAAUAAGGUAAAAUAGGUCAAAUAUAAUUAUUAAUUUAUAUAUAUUCGAAUUUCAAUCUUGUAAUGAUCAAUCUUCGACAAAGAAAUGAAGUUCAACAAGUGUGUUUUUCACUCAAGAUCCAAAAAGAAAAGCUUCGUAUUAUUUUCUCAUUAAAUUUAUAGAAUUUAAUGUUAACAAUCCGUUUUAUACGUAGCUUUUGCGCUUUGCAGGAUUAACCGAAAUUCUGUACGUGUUACGAGACAAGCGUAACACAAUUUCACAUACGUAAGCUAAUAUAGUAUAGAAAUAUAGUGAUUUUAUCAACUUUACUUUCAAAAGUUUAUGAAUUUUCGUAUUGCAAUUUGCAUUGUGUAGCUAAAUAAUACUCAAAGAGCGUUGUCACACGCUGGGAUAUUAUUGUUCACCAAGACGGAACACCAAAUUUGUUGAGGUAUUGUUCUAGUAUUACUACAUUAUUAUAAUAAUAUAAUUACAAAAUGUAUGUAUAUUCACGUAAAAGGAACUGCGUGUAUACUCACAAGAGGAUGCUUUAAUUUGCGAAAGGAUGCGCUACGAGUAAAGCUUUCCGUGAAAACAGUGCGAUUCCUUAAAUACAAAUGCAUUUUAUGUAAUGACAAUUUUGUGCGAUAUAUAUUGCAUUCGCAAAUGUGAUAUGUGAAAAACACAUUAUUAUAAAACUUAAACGAGACCAUUUAUAAAUUGAAACGAUGAUUCUAUCGCGAUCGUAAAACAAUCUGUACUGAGCGAUCGAUGUACAAUUGUGCAAAUUAUGCCAAAACCUAUGUGAUAAGAGAACGCCCGCGUUUUUGGCGACACAUUCUAGUUUUUUUUUUUUAUAAAUUGUUUUUUUGUUUUAUAUUUAUGUCUUUAUUUAAUUCUUUCAAUACGAGU
Messenger RNA from Linepithema humile (Argentine ant), 5128 nucleotides. It is a transcript of the gene Pdzd8, whose product is annotated as PDZ domain containing 8. Gene Ontology annotation, cellular component: mitochondria-associated endoplasmic reticulum membrane contact site. NCBI's taxonomy places the organism in Eukaryota, Metazoa, Arthropoda, Insecta, Hymenoptera, Formicidae. The record is from RefSeq and is a predicted model, not a curated record. Gene Ontology annotation, biological process: mitochondrial calcium ion homeostasis. Gene Ontology annotation, molecular function: lipid binding; protein binding.